Molecule: messenger RNA, 387 nt
Organism: Perkinsus marinus ATCC 50983
Lineage: Eukaryota; Perkinsozoa; Perkinsida; Perkinsidae
Exons: 2
Coding region: 1-387 (128 amino acids)
Source: RefSeq, a predicted model, not a curated record
AUGGAAGAGGAAACAUCGACCACGGAUGUUCUCACAGGUGUUGAGGUUCCAACAUCUAAUGGUGACACCUCCGAGACUGAAGAAACUCGAGGGAAGAUGACUGAUUUGGUAGAGUUCAAGCGUUUGAGCAUCAUGCCCCAGUGUUCCACGGAUCGUACCCUGGGCUUCUUGACUGAACCUGUGGUGAGCGACCCAGCAGCUGGGUCUCAGCUGCCGUGGGCUGACCCCGACGAGUUCUUUCUCUCUCAGGAACAAUCCAGGGUGGCGAGGAUGUGCCUCGACGAGCCCUUCAUCAUUGCCCUUUGCCACGCGUCUCUAGAUGAUCUCAAUAUUCCGUUGCAUGCUUCUCUUGUGUGCCCUGAGUCGGAAAUCUCAUCAUCACGCUGA